Trypanosoma conorhini is the source of this 591-nucleotide messenger RNA. Its product is annotated as putative fucose kinase. The record is from RefSeq and is a predicted model, not a curated record. The coding region runs from base 1 to 591 and encodes 196 amino acids. The transcript has a single exon. NCBI's taxonomy places the organism in Eukaryota, Euglenozoa, Kinetoplastea, Trypanosomatida, Trypanosomatidae.
AUGCUGCCGCAGCUGCUGCUGCUGCUGAGGCCGUCACCGCAGGAGCUCGACGAGAGGGCCGCCGGCCGGCGCCGGGCCAUCGACGUCGGCCUUUGGCUGCUGAGUCGCCACGCGGCGUGGCGGAGGCGCCCGCAGAGCCCCUCCAUUUCCGUGAAGAGCUUCAGGCAGUAUGAAUUCUACAGCCACUUUGGCUUGACGCUGCGGCGACCACCCACUGCGACCCGCGGCCCAACGAUGCGGCGGCUGCGAGGGAAGAUUGGGACGCCGCCCGAGGCACGUUUCGUUCGCUUCCGCGCCACGAAGGGUUUUUUUCCUCCUCGACGAUUGCUCUGCAGAACGCGGAGUCGUUUCCGGACCACUUCCGGUGGGGGCACAGGUGCCGCGGCCCUCCCGCCCUGCAUCAGUCAAAACGCUCUGGUGCGCACAACACACACGCGGUACGGAAAUAUUUGGACUGAGAGCAGCGAGUUGUCGCAGUGGGCGGUCGUCGCAGCGCCAUUUUGUCGUCACCGGCGUGUCAAGGAGCACGUGGGAGUUGCAGGUGCCGGCGUAUGUCUGCGGCGAUGUUGUGCCGGGUGGCCGCACGAGUGA